Messenger RNA from Daphnia pulicaria, 1078 nucleotides. Its product is annotated as protein XRP2-like. Gene Ontology annotation, molecular function: GTPase activator activity. The transcript is spliced from 4 exons. The coding region runs from base 445 to 999 and encodes 184 amino acids. Gene Ontology annotation, cellular component: cilium; periciliary membrane compartment. The record is from RefSeq and is a predicted model, not a curated record. NCBI's taxonomy places the organism in Eukaryota, Metazoa, Arthropoda, Branchiopoda, Diplostraca, Daphniidae. Gene Ontology annotation, biological process: post-Golgi vesicle-mediated transport.
GGCUUACACAACAACAGUCUUUGUCGGUGUUUUCGUUUGAUCACAGUUUGUUAAUACUUUUUGCUUUGGUUUUGUGUUGUAGCAAAUGGGUAACGUAUUUAAAUUAAUUCGAAACUGGCUUAGUAGUCAGCCAGAUGGUGAUGCCAAAAAUGUAACUCAUUUGGAUCAAAGCAGUUGUAUUUCAACUGACCCACCAGUUUAUUCUUGGGACAACAAAUCUGAAGUUGAAACAAACCAACUUCGUCUGAACCAUUUGAACGAACUGUACAUUUUUCGAAACAUCGUCUAUCAAGGACAACAGUUUAAGAUUGAAAAUUGCUUGCGUUCGCUUAUCCUCGUUACAGGUUUCUUCGACAGCAUUUUUGUCGACGAUUGUAAAGAUUGCAAAAUCAUUUUGGGACCCGUUAAAGGCAGGUAGCAGUCCAGCACAGUAGUUCGAAUCACAUGUCAAUCAAGAUAGUUAAAAAGGUUGCUGAGAUAUGUUUUGUUUUGAAUUUUAGUAUUUUCUUGCGAAACUGCAGUCAUUGCGUUAUAGUGGCGGCUUGCGGACAGUUCAGAACUAGAGACUGUACUGACGUUACCUGCUAUCUGCUUUGCGCAACUCAACCGAGCAUCGAAAUGUCUACCUUGAUGAAGUUUCAGUGUAUUUCACUCGAUUAUCUGGGAUUACAUGGUCACCUUGCCAACGCUGGACUAAACUCGAUUAUUGUUAAUCGAUGGUCAGAUGUAUUUGAUUUUACGCCUACUUCGUUGGAAACUAACUGGAAAUGUUUGGCGAUUGAAGAUCGUUUUGAGGAUAAUCUAAAUGAAGAAGAACUAAUAUACUGUACCGAUCACCAAAUUGUCUUUGAUCGGACACUUUCAGUCUUACCAUUCGAUCACCCGAUGGUACCCGUUAACUGUAAUUCAUAUGCAGCUUCCUCUACUCCCAUCGUCUGGGAUAAUUCAGAAAAUUUUUGCAAUUUGUUAGCCUCUAGCCUAAUCCUAAAAAAACGAUAAACUUUUCCUAAAACUAUUACAUGUCUUAUACUUUCAAUUUAAACAAAUAUAAAUAAAAAAAUUUAGCUUUUUGCUUUCA